Messenger RNA from Chroicocephalus ridibundus (black-headed gull), 2134 nucleotides. It is a transcript of the gene SLC6A2, whose product is annotated as solute carrier family 6 member 2. The record is from RefSeq and is a predicted model, not a curated record. Gene Ontology annotation, cellular component: neuron projection; presynaptic membrane; plasma membrane. The transcript has 15 exons. Gene Ontology annotation, molecular function: neurotransmitter:sodium symporter activity; dopamine:sodium symporter activity; norepinephrine:sodium symporter activity. Gene Ontology annotation, biological process: dopamine uptake involved in synaptic transmission; sodium ion transmembrane transport. Lineage: Eukaryota; Metazoa; Chordata; Aves; Charadriiformes; Laridae. Bases 1 to 1908 code for a protein of 635 amino acids.
AUGGGACAGAGACAUCCCCAGUGCUACCUGGCAAGGAUGAACAAACAGAUCCAGCCCGACCGCAAAGUGUCGGUGGUGGCCCCCUUGCCGGAGCGCCCGGGGCCGCCGCCCCCGAGGAAGGACGUGGAGCUGAUCCUGGUGAAGGAGCACAACGGGGUGCAGUACACCGCCAGCAGCCUCCUACCCGCCGCCCCCGCCCCGCGCUACGGCGCCCAGGACAGGGAGACCUGGGGCAAGAAGAUCGACUUCCUCCUCUCCGUCAUCGGCUUCGCCGUGGACCUGGCCAACGUCUGGCGGUUUCCCUACCUCUGCUACAAAAAUGGAGGGGGUGCUUUUCUUAUUCCCUAUAUCCUCUUCUUAAUCAUUGCUGGAAUGCCCCUGUUCUAUAUGGAAUUAGCACUGGGACAGUAUAACCGAGAAGGGGCUGCCACUGUGUGGAAAAUCUGCCCAGUUUUCAAAGGUGUAGGCUAUGCAGUGAUACUCAUAGCUCUUUACGUGGGUUUCUACUACAACGUUAUCAUAGCUUGGUCUCUGUAUUAUCUAUUUUCAUCAUUCACAUUUGAGCUCCCCUGGACAAACUGCGACAACAGUUGGAACAGCCCAAACUGUACAGAUCCCAAACUCUUCAAUGCAUCGGUGCUUGGCAAUGGUACCAAAUACUCAAAGUACAAGCUCACUCCUGCAGCUGAAUUUUAUGAGCGAGGAGUUCUGCACCUGCAUGAAAGCCGUGGAAUCCAUGACCUUGGCUUGCCUCGCUGGCAACUUUCCCUCUGCCUCUUGGUGGUGGUAAUCAUUCUUUUCUUUAGUCUGUGGAAAGGCGUGAAGACUUCAGGAAAGGUUGUUUGGAUAACAGCCACUUUGCCUUAUGUUGUAUUAUUUGUCUUGUUAAUACACGGAAUAACCCUGCCUGGUGCAUACAAUGGAAUAAAUGCAUACCUGCACAUAGAUUUCAGAAGAUUAAAAGAAGCCACAGUAUGGAUUGAUGCAGCUACUCAGAUAUUUUACUCCUUAGGAGCUGGGUUUGGCGUUUUAAUUGCAUUUGCCAGUUACAAUAAGUUUGAUAACAACUGUUACAGGGAUGCUUUGCUGACUAGUACCAUUAACUGUGUCACAAGCUUCAUCUCAGGAUUUGCAAUUUUCUCCAUAUUGGGCUACAUGGCUCAUGAGCACAAAGUUAAAAUUGAGGAUGUAGCCACUGAAGGAGCUGGUUUAGUUUUCAUUCUGUAUCCAGAGGCAAUUUCAACUCUUUCAGGAUCUACAUUUUGGGCUGUGGUAUUCUUCAUCAUGCUCCUUACUCUUGGCAUCGACAGUUCUAUGGGUGGAAUGGAGGCUGUCAUCACUGGCUUGGCAGAUGAUUUCCAAAUCCUGAAGCAGCACAGAAAGCUCUUCACCUUUGGUGUUUCUUUUGGCACUUUCCUACUUGCUCUUUUUUGCAUCACCAAUGGUGGAAUUUAUGUGCUCACACUUCUGGACACAUUUGCAGCUGGGACUUCGAUAUUGUUUGCUGUUCUAAUGGAGGCAAUUGGCGUCUCCUGGUUUUACGGUGUGGACAGAUUCAGCGAAGAUAUCCAACAAAUGAUGGGCUUCAAGCCAGGGCUGUACUGGAGAUUGUGCUGGAAAUUUGUUAGCCCUGCUUUUUUACUGUUUGUCGUGAUAGUCAGCAUAAUAAAUUUCAAACCUCUGACCUACGAUGACUACACCUUCCCUCUCUGGGCAAAUCGCAUUGGCUGGGGAAUAGCAUUAUCUUCAAUGAUACUUGUGCCUGCCUAUAUUAUCUAUAAAUUUAUGAAUGUGCGUGGGACCUUUAAAGAAAGACUAGCCUACUGCAUCACACCUGAGAAUGAGCACCAACUCGUGGCCCAAGGAAAUGUCAGGCAAUUUAAGCUUCAACACUGGCUAACUAUAUGACAACCAACAGGUUGAGGGAAAAGCCAAUAUGUUAAGCUAAACUGGGAAUACAGAAAAGUCAAGUUCAAAGCUCCCUCAAUUAUGCUUGGACCAGGCUGGCUCAGAGCUUACCUACUGACUCUUUGAGGGAAGACAUCUGCUCUCUGUUCUCAAUGCCUCCCUUCUAUUACUUGGCUUCAAACGAUCUUUAAAGACUCCGUUUAAUUUUUCUUAUAUCCUUUGGUGC